Molecule: messenger RNA, 864 nt
Organism: Aureobasidium pullulans EXF-150
Lineage: Eukaryota; Fungi; Ascomycota; Dothideomycetes; Dothideales; Saccotheciaceae
Exons: 1
Coding region: 1-864 (287 amino acids)
Molecular function (GO): hydrolase activity
Source: RefSeq, a predicted model, not a curated record
AUGUCUAUCCCACGCCAAUGCUGUGCCAGUGGCUCCCUACACACCGGAAAACCGACCGGCGAAAUAUCCAAACUCCACGGCUUCGACGUCUACAUCGCCUCUCCUGCCUCGAACAAUCCUAAAGGCAUCGUCGUCAUCCUACCUGACAUCUUCGGCUGGACUCUCCCAAACACUCGCAUCCUCGCCGACAGCUUCGCCGAAAAAGGAGACUUCUUGGUCAUGCUCCCAGAUCUCAUGAACGGCAAUGUGUUUCCGCAGGACUUGAUCAUCAGCAUAAAAGCGCUCGAUGCUACUGGUCCCUUCGCUUGGUUGAUCAAAGGAUACCACUUUCUCAAGCUCGUCUGGCGCGGGUGGCCUUUUCUGAAGAACGACAAGGCUCAUCUUGUUCGCCCCAGAGUCAUCAGCUUCUUCCGUGGUCUUGCAUCUUCACACCCUGGACUACCUGUAGCAACGGCAGGCUAUUGCUGGGGAGGUCAAUGGGUCGUGGAGCUGUGCAAGAACAGCGAAGAUCAGAGAAACGAGGAUGGGAAGCCUUUGGUUGUCUGCGGUUUCACAGCCCACCCAUCUCGCUUGAAGAUUCCUACCGACUUCGAGGAAGUCCAGAUGCCUCUCUCUGUUGCGGCAGCAGGUAUAGAUCAGCAGAUCCCUGUCGCGAAGGCCAAGCAGAUUGAAGGCAUCCUGAAAGCCAAGACAGCAAAGACGAAGGAUGAUGGUGUUGAGCAUGAGUUUAAGAUGUAUGAAGGGGUGCACCACGGAUUUGCCGUCAGAGCAGGCGAGAACGAAGGACAUGAGAAGGAGUGCGGGAAGAAGGCCGAGGAGCAAGCUGUACAAUGGUUCACAAAGUGGUUCGAACAGUCGCGAUGA